AUGGCAUGGGAUAAAAUUGCUAAGCUGUCAAAUGCGCUUGAAGAAAUAAGAAAUAAAUGUCAAAAAUCUCGAUACCAGUUGAAUGUUAAUGUUGGGUUGAUUUUUUUGGGGUGUACUUUCGAUCUGCUUAAUGUUGCGAGUAUGAUCUCACUGAUAGACGAUCUUGCGAAAACAUACAACAUCUCCUACACAACUGCCUCGUGGUCUUUGACUUCUUAUGCCGUCACUUUUGCUGGAUUUAUUGCAUGUAUGGGUCGACUUGGCGAUAUCAUUGGAAAUUCUGUUCUGUUCACUAUAAGUUGUUCGUGUUUCGCUGUUUUGUCACUUCUUUGCGCAGUUAUGCCCAAUUUCCCGGCAUUUGCUGUCUUCAGAGCCAUACAAGGCAUAUGUGCGGCCGGUCUCGUGCCUUGUGCUUACGCCUUGAUCCCUAUUCUAGCUCCAAAAGAAAAGGUCCAAAAAUAUUUCUCAAUAGUUUCUUGUGGAUUCAGCUCCACCAUAGGUCUCGGACUUAUAAUCGGAGGAGCAUUCGCGACCACAAAGAUAGGAUACAGGGGCAUUUUUUACCUGACAUUUGCAGUGAUGACUCUUAUUUCAAUAAUUGCCUUCUUCUUUACCUAUGGGGUCGAAAAGCUGAAUAAAAAACCCCAGAAGGAUCAAGCUUCUACCAGCGUCAAAUCACUUGACUUCAUUGGAUCGCUUAUAUUUGUAGCCGGGAGUAUACUGAUCGUUGUUGGUUUGACGGAAGGAGGCGAAUCAUGGAACAGACCCGUGACUUAUGUGACGCUUGUUAUUGGAAUAAUUUUAUUUUUUGGGUUUUUUGUGUGGAAUUGCACAUAUACAAAAAUCGUUCGGGGCUUCAAGUAUUGUGGGAUUGAUACCUCUAAAUACUUCGAGAAGGUCCAACUUCUGAUUCCUAUUGAUGUCCUUUUCAUGAAGAACUUUAUACCCAUUGUUUUGGCUUUCGCCUUAAACAACGCUUGUCUGUUUUCGUGUCUUUACAUCAUUGACCAGUACUCCCAAUAUGCGGAGAGGAAUAGUCCACUACUUGCUGGUGUCAAGCUAGUGCCUCUGAUAAUAUGUAUGGUCAUUGGUAAUGCCCUAUGUGCGUUUGAGUCUACAAAGUUAAGGCCUAGAGUUGGAGUUGCAAUCGGCUUUUUCUUGGCUCUUGCAGGGUCCAUUAUUUUGAUUCAACUGCAUCUUGUCAAGGAGGAUCUAUUUUGGAAGAUUUUCUUCAGUGCACAGGCUUUGGUAGGGUUUGGUGUUGCUAUUUUUUAUCCUUAUGCACUUCAAAUUGCAGUGGGAGGAGCUCCUGAUGAGUCAAGGGGGAUUGCAUCUGGCGUGGCACAAACGUUUGGUCAACUUGGUAUUGAGAUAACUUUUUCAGUUAUGGCAUCCGUUCUCGGAAAUAUUAAUGAGAUGAAAGGAAAAUCUAAUGCAAUCCAAAAAUUUCGUACGGGAUUUCAAAACUGUUCAUACUUUACUGUCGCGGUGGGGGCACUUGGUUUUUUGGUAACAGCGAUUUGUAUCAGAGAUAUUCCGCCCCUCAACGAUGACAUGUCUGAUCUCGAGUCAUCCGUCCAUAGAACUAAGGUAGAAUUCGACCGAGAGAAGGAUGUGUUGGAACAAGUAGGUUCAUCAUUAUUCACAUAA
This is a messenger RNA of Saccharomyces kudriavzevii IFO 1802, 1650 nucleotides long. RefSeq lists its product as uncharacterized. Gene Ontology annotation, cellular component: membrane. The transcript has a single exon. The record is from RefSeq and is a predicted model, not a curated record. Gene Ontology annotation, biological process: transmembrane transport. Gene Ontology annotation, molecular function: transmembrane transporter activity. Lineage: Eukaryota; Fungi; Ascomycota; Saccharomycetes; Saccharomycetales; Saccharomycetaceae. Bases 1 to 1650 code for a protein of 549 amino acids.